This is a messenger RNA of Opisthorchis viverrini, 228 nucleotides long. RefSeq lists its product as hypothetical. NCBI's taxonomy places the organism in Eukaryota, Metazoa, Platyhelminthes, Trematoda, Opisthorchiida, Opisthorchiidae. The record is from RefSeq and is a predicted model, not a curated record. The transcript has 2 exons. Bases 1 to 228 code for a protein of 75 amino acids.
AUGUCGUCAUACACUGCGCAGCCAUCGCUUCCUCUUGAUAAAGACGAUGUAACGCGAGAUGGAAACAGCCGCCUGAUGGCGGAAUCUCCUGCAGUCAUCUCAAGAUUUUUUGAAGAUACUCCUGGGGUCCAAAUUCCUUUGGCCUCAUUGGAACUAUGGAACAUUCCCUACAUUGUCGAAGGGAUCUUAUCUACAACGUCAGUGUUUCAGUCUGUAGAGGAAUCGUGA